AAUGUCAAGCUGUCAGCUGAAGUAGAACCAUUUAUUCCUCAGAAGAAGGGUCCAGAAACACUAAUGAUCCCAAUGGCGCUCCCUAAUGACAGUGGAGGAAUUAACAGCAUGGAACCAACUCCUAUCCCUAGCUACCUGAUCACUUGCUAUCCAUUUGUACAGGAAAACCAACCCAAUAGACAGUUUCCAUUAUACAACAAUGACAUCAGAUGGCAGCAACCCAGCCCAAAUCCUGCAGGACCAUACCUUGCUUAUCCUAUAAUAUCUGCGCAACCUCCUGUUUCUACAGAAUAUACAUAUUAUCAGCUGAUGCCAGCACCAUGUGCUCAGGUCAUGGGUUUCUAUCAUCCUUUCCCUGCCCCCUAUUCUGCACCCUUUCAAACAGCAAAUGCUGUAAAUACAGUUACUACAGAAUGCACUGAGCGUCCCAACCCAUCGGGCCAGGUCUUUCCGUUAUCCAGUCAGCGAAGCAGAAGCAGUAACCGGGGACCAGUCAUACAAAAACAACAGCAGUUACAGAUGCACAUAAAAAAUAAACGGCCUCCAGUGAAAAAUGUUGCCACUCAAAAGGAGACCAGUUCUUCAGGUCCUGAGAACAGAUCAAAGAUCGUUUUGUUGGUUGAUGCAUCACAGCAAACAGACUUCCCUUCGGAUAUAGCCAAUAAGUCACUUUCUGAGAGCGCCUCUACAAUGCUUUGGAAAUCAAAAGGCAGGCGCAGAAGAACCUCUCACCCUGCUGCAGAGUCCUCUAGUGAACAGGGUGCAAGUGAAGCAGACAUUGACAGUGACAGUGGCUAUUGUAGCCCUAAGCAUGGCAAUAACCAGGCUGCAGCCAUGACUUCAAGAAAUACAGAUUCUUGUGCAAUGAAUGUUGUAGAACCAUCAAUAAGUACAACUGGUAUAAGUUGGACUAAUGUAAAUUCCCAGGCAACUCAAAAAAAACCUUGGAUUGAAAAAACUCAGACAUUUUCUAGAGGUGGAAGACAAGCUGAGCAAAGAAAUAGUGCACAG
Molecule: messenger RNA, 1011 nt
Organism: Nestor notabilis (Kea)
Lineage: Eukaryota; Metazoa; Chordata; Aves; Psittaciformes; Psittacidae
Product: selenocysteine insertion sequence-binding protein 2-like
Exons: 6
Biological process (GO): selenocysteine incorporation
Cellular component (GO): ribonucleoprotein complex
Molecular function (GO): ribonucleoprotein complex binding; mRNA 3'-UTR binding; selenocysteine insertion sequence binding
Source: RefSeq, a predicted model, not a curated record